Messenger RNA from Dendronephthya gigantea, 1035 nucleotides. RefSeq lists its product as uncharacterized. The record is from RefSeq and is a predicted model, not a curated record. Lineage: Eukaryota; Metazoa; Cnidaria; Anthozoa; Malacalcyonacea; Nephtheidae. Gene Ontology annotation, cellular component: nucleus; transcription regulator complex. Gene Ontology annotation, biological process: regulation of transcription by RNA polymerase II. Gene Ontology annotation, molecular function: DNA binding. Bases 1 to 1017 code for a protein of 338 amino acids. The transcript has 3 exons.
AUGGCCGACAGGAAUAUGAGUGAAGAAAGCCGUGAAAGAUAUAUUUCUAGCAUAAAUUCCUUAAAAGAGCUUCUUGCAAGGUCCGAGGAACAACAGCAACUUAUUGCAAUGGAUGAAGGGUCAGUUACUGAACUGUUUGGUCACAUACAACAGCAACGACAGGAAAAGCAAGUGGGAAACAUUUCUCAAAAUAUUUCAAAUAGUGCAACAGAGCAAGCUAAUCCAGCAAUAGAAUCAAGUGAAGCUCCUUUAAACAACAUAGAGGCAGGAGAAGAGGAGAGGGGAAUGUCAGUAGAUUUUGAGGUUGAGUUAUUUAUUGAAGAAAUUCGGAAACUUGGAUGUUUGUGGAAUACAUCUUUAUCUUCUUACAAAGACAGAAAUGCAAAACAAAAUGCAUGGAAAAUUCUCUCCAACAUAUUUAACAAAGAUGUGGAAUUUUUAAAGACACAGUUGAAAUAUUUGAAAGAUAACUUGAAGAAAUGCCUUGAUAGGAGAUCCAAGGCUACAAAAUCAGGGGCAGCUGCAUCAAAGUUGCCCACAUGCAAGUAUUUUGAUCAGUUGAGAUUUCUGCAUGGCAAAGUCUGUAACAAACCUACAGAAAGCAAUUUGACACCAGUGAUUGAUGUUGAAGAUUCAUCUUUAGCAGUCAAUAAUUCUUCUGCACUUACUAGUUUUGUAACCCAGUCAGUGCUCUGCCCCGAGACCUCAACUCCAACAUCAUCAAAGAGUAUUCCAGCCUCUGCUCCAGGAAAAAGUAAAGCAGAGACUGAAAUUAUUGCAAAUACACCUGCAAAGCGAAGUAAGUCAAGAGCAGAAAUGGCAUUUGCAGUAGAUACAAUGUUGGUGAAGACAUUGAAGGAUAUGCAAGAACCCACUGUUACUGAUCAAGAUGAAGAUUUAUUAUUUUGCAAAAGCCUUGUACCAAUACUUAAAAAGAUGCCUGCAAGACAAAAUAGGCUUGCCAAAAUAAAAAUAAAUCAACUUUUGUUUGAUAUAGAGUUUAAUGAUGAACUGUGACUAAUUUCAUCAAAAUAG